CCACAACCAUGCGACCCAUCACCUGUCCGCGCGUCCGGCCGGCGCUGGGCCGAUGCGCCUCGGCCAUACGCCACACAUCGGGUCGCAUCUCGACCCAGCUCGGGCGUGGGAGGCGUGCGGCCUCGAGGUCAGUCUCCUUUGGGGGCGAGGGCCCGGGCGGCGAGCAAGAGGCUCCCGGCUGCCUCGCCCGGCUCCUCCUCUUCAUCCUGAGUGGGUUCGGGCUGCGGCCCUUUAUGCGCAGCCUCAACGACGCCUACGGCUGGCGCUACAGCGCGUCCGUGGUCGCGCAGUACGGCCUCAACCAGGGCGCCGGCAUGAACCUGCUCCUGCUCUCGAUCAAGUUCUACGCCUUCUCGGCGCUCAAAAUAGAGACGGCGGAGUGGGGCCGGCUGCAGGGCUUCUCGGCCAUCCCCUGGCAGCUCAAGGCGCUGUUUGGCAUCCUCUCCGACACGCUCGCCGUCCGCGGCCUCCACCGCUCGCCGUACCUCAUCCUCGGCGGCCUGCUCGGCUUCACCGGCGCACUCAUGCUCACCGUGCUUCCGGCCUCGAUGCUGCCCGCCGCGGGCCUGGCGCUCCUGCUGCUCCUAUGUAACCUGAACGUUGCGAUGGGCGAUGUUGUCGUCGACGCCACCAUCGCCGUCAAGUGCCGGGAGGUGCCGGAGCGCGCGGCGCAGCUGCAGAGCCUCUCCUGGGGCGCGUUCGGCCUCUUCGGUGCCGUCGCCGUCGCCUGCGGGGGCUACAUGGUCGAGUACGCCUCGCCGCGCCUUCCCUUUGGCCUCUCGGCCGGCUGCGCCUGCGCCGUCCUCGUCCCCGCCGCCCUCGGCUGGCUCGAGCGCAGGGAGGGCUCGGCACGCCCGUGGUUCCGCUGCUUCUGCCCCUCCAACACGACGGAUAUACUCCCGGUCGACUGGGAGCAGGCGGACUUCCGCGCGGCCGAAAACACUACGUGCUACGUCGACCCACUGAGCACGACGGAGCUGGUGUGCGGCUGGUCGAAAGCGCGCGAGUACCCCUGCCUGCAGCCGAGCGUCUACAGCUGGCUCGGGGUCGCGAGCAUGCUCUCCAUCGUGGCGGGCACUACGCUCUACUCCUCGUACUUUGUCCGCUGGCGCUUCCGCACGAUGCUGGCGUCGGCGCAGCUCUUCCUCGCGCUCACGGGCAUCGUCGACCUCAUCUUUGUCACCCGCCUCUGGGCGAGCUGGCUUCCAGACUGGGCGCUGAUCCUCUUCGGCGACACCGUCUUCACAACCAUCGUCGACCGGCUCGGCGACAUGGCCUUCUUCAUCUUCUGCGCCAAGCUCUGCCCGCCAAAGGUCGAGGGCUCGAUGUUUGCCCUCCAGAUGGGUCUGUCCAACUUUGGCAGCAACGCCGGCCUGUACUUGGGCACGGCCAUCCUCGAGAUCUUCUACCCGAAGCUUCACGCGCCCGAGUUUGAGGGUCUCACCUCCUAUAUUACGCUGCGCUCCGCCCUGCGCCUCCUGCCCAUCCUUCUCGUCCCCUUCCUCGUGCCGCGGGGGCGGCCGAGCGACUCGGCCAAGGAGCUCGGCGCCGGACAAGCCAUCACAGCAGAGGCGGACGAGGAGGAGCAGGGCGUGGAGGAGAAGACGGACCUGUCCCAUCGCACCUCUGUGGAGGCUGGAGACGAGGAGGCAGCUGCUGCCGACGACAACGACGACGUCGACGAUAGUAAUGCCGCCGAGCAAAAGGUGUAAGUGCUGCUGGGGGUGCAUCGGAGAAUCGGGCGCGCAACUCUUAUUGCUGCGGAGCGCCCACAACUCGUUGUGCUGCGCGCGCUGUGCCGGGAACGUGGCCUGACAGUGAUCGGUGUUGGCUGUCGAUCAGGACUGUGGACGGGAACACAGCUGUGGGCGGUCUGGGGUGGGGUCAGUUCAUACAUGUGCAUGCGGUUUGCGCGCUUGCUGGAGCUUGUCGUGCAGAGAGGCGCGUGACACCAGGGAGAGAGGAGACGCGGUCUCUGCGGCAGAGGCCCGUAGCUUAUUUGGUUGUAUAUUUUGCGUCUGAAACCUCCACUCA
Molecule: messenger RNA, 2034 nt
Organism: Emiliania huxleyi CCMP1516
Lineage: Eukaryota; Haptophyta; Isochrysidales; Noelaerhabdaceae
Exons: 2
Coding region: 9-1712 (567 amino acids)
Source: RefSeq, a predicted model, not a curated record